Messenger RNA from Apiotrichum porosum, 4863 nucleotides. RefSeq lists its product as uncharacterized. Gene Ontology annotation, molecular function: ATP hydrolysis activity; ATP binding; ABC-type peptide transporter activity. Gene Ontology annotation, biological process: transmembrane transport. NCBI's taxonomy places the organism in Eukaryota, Fungi, Basidiomycota, Tremellomycetes, Trichosporonales, Trichosporonaceae. Gene Ontology annotation, cellular component: fungal-type vacuole; membrane. Bases 1 to 4863 code for a protein of 1620 amino acids. The transcript has 8 exons. The record is from RefSeq and is a predicted model, not a curated record.
AUGGGUGUCAUGGACAUAAUGGGCGUCGCCCAGACUGUCUUUGACGCGGGCUACCUCGCCGACUCGGUCAAGCCCAAGGCGCCGAAACCAAACCCCCCGCCAUUCCUUUUGAGGCACACCCUCUUCUUCCUGCCCAUCCUCGUGAUUUUGUCGUCUCUCUCGCUGCUGGCCCACUACCUCUGGCCCAAGCUUGUGCGGUUCGUCAAGGGCCGCCGUCAGCCCAUCUUCCUCGACGACGAUGACAUCCCAGACGACGAGCCAGAGCCAGAGCCGCUCCCGCCAGCUGCCUACAUGCCCACACAGGGCCUGUGGGCUGACCUUCGCGCCCACCUCUCCUCGCUUCGCGUGUACGGCACUGUCAUUAUCGCUCUCGACGUCCUGCGUACCUUGUGUCUGUGCGCACUUCUUGCUCUCAGCAUCUACGCCACCAUCCAGGCCGAGUCGCCCGAGGACUCGAAGGCUGGUGACGCCGACGGUGCCGAGAGCCUCCUGGACGCGCUCAAGAAGAAGAAGAAGAACAAGAAGAAGAACCGCAACACUGUCGGCGACUACUCGAGUCUCGAGUGGGGAGAGGCCGGCGCGUGUUUCUUUUAUCUCUACAACCUUCUCUUCUCCUGCCUUCUGCUCCGUCUGAAGCGCGACAAGUUCCGUCGCCGCCUCACUCGCCACGUCGACAUCCUCCUCCUCCUGGCCUUCUGCCUGUUUGCGUACCGCGACAUCUGGCCCAAGCUCACCUACUACCUGCGCCCGUCCGACCUCGACAAUGCCAUCACCUGGUCGCGUAUUGCCAUUCUCGGCGUGGCGAGCAUCAUCAUCCCCCUGCUCCGCCCGCGCACCUACGUCCCGGCCGACCCGCUCAACCCCACGCCGCCUGAGCUCGUCCACCCGGAGCAGACGGCCGCGCCCAUCUUUUACAUCUUUUACGAGUUCAUGACCGGUCUCGUGUGGCGCGCGUGGAAGACCACCUCGCUCCCAUAUGAGGACUUGCACCCCAUCGCAGACUAUGACCGCGCCCAGUUCCUGUACGACAAGCACAUCAACACCCUCGACCCUGUCCGUCGUCGCCAGGCCGGCAAGAAGCCCCUCCACCUCUUCUGGGGCAUUGUCCGGACGUUCCGCUACGAGCUCUUCAUUACUUGUACCAUGUGUUUCUUCUCUGCCGUCUUUGAGAUGAUCCCCACCAUCGCCAUCAACCAGAUCCUCACGUACAUCCAGACCGGCGGCGAGGGUGCGCGCAUCAAGCCCAUUGUCUGGAUCCUCUCGCUGUUCUUCAGCCCCACCAUCUCGUCCCUCGCGAUCCAGUACUAUGUCUUUGUCAUGACGCGCUGUCUCGUCCGCGCCGAGGCCCUCCUCACCCAGGUGCUCUUCGACCAUGCCCUGCGUCUCCGCAUGACCGACAAGGUUGGCGAGGAGGAGGAGGAAGACGAGAUUCCCGACGUUCCCGCUAUCCAGAUUGACGACCAUGACGUCAACGUCACCAACGACGUCGACCCCGAGGUCCAGGUCGAGGGCCAUGAGGUGCCCGCGUCUGCCGACUCGGAGACCACGGCCGCUGCCGACGCUGAUGCCAAGGAGGCUGCCGAGCCCGCCGCACCAGGCCAGGGUAUCGCCGGCAAGAUUAACGUGCUCAUGGCUCAGGACAUUGAGACUGUUAUUGAGGGCCGUGACCUUCCCCUCACCCUCGUCUACGGCCCCACGCAGCUGAUUCUCUGCAUGGUCGUCCUGUACAAGGUUCUCAGCUGGAGUGCCCUCUUCGGUGUCGCGGUCAUGCUCCUCACCUUCCCCAUCCCGGGCCUCAUCACCAAGCUCGCUACCGACCUCCAGCACAAGAAGAUGACCGCUACCGACGCCCGUGUCGACGCCGUCACCGAGGCCGUUGGCGCGCUCCGCAUCAUCAAGAUGUUUGGCUGGGAGGACCGCAUCAAGGCCCGUAUCUCGGUCAAGCGCGAAGUCGAGCUUGAUCUCACUUGGAAGCGUCGCCUCAUGAACCUGCUCAACCUCAUGGUCAACCUGUUCCUUCCCGUCCUCACCAUGGCCGCCUCUUUCGCGUCGUACACUCUUAUCCAGAAGAGGCCCCUCACCGCUGCCACGGUCUUCACCGCCAUGGUCGUGUUUGAGAUCCUCAAGAGCGUCAUGGGUCUGAUCAUUUACAUGAUCAGCGCGUACGUGACUGCUGGCGUGUCGCUGUCGCGUCUCAACCAGUUCCUCCGCGAGAGCGACAUGAUCGACGAGUACUCGCAGGGUCAGCGCGCCACCGUCUCCACUCCGGAGAAGAUUGAGGCCGAGAACAACGGUCUCGUCCGCUUCAAGGACGCCACGUUUGCGUGGGGCGAGGACACUGGCAACAAGAACAUUAUCAACUUCCGUCUCCGUGUCCCCGACGUCACGUUCGUCAAGGGCAAGGUCAACCUUAUCACGGGUCCUACGGGCAGUGGCAAGAGUACGCUCCUCAAGGCCCUCUCUGGCGAACUUCACUUUGAGCCCAAGGACGAGACCUCGUUCUUCCACCUCCCCCGUGAAGGCGGUGUCGCGUACGCCGCCCAGGAGAGCUGGGUCCUGUCCGAGACUGUCAAGGAGAACAUUAUCUUUGGCAACCCGUACGACGAGGCCCGGUACAAGCAGGUCAUCCACGACUGUGCCCUCGAGACUGACCUCACGCUCUUUGACGACGGCGACCAGACGGAAAUUGGCGAGAAGGGCGUCACCCUCAGUGGCGGCCAGAAGGCCCGCAUCACCCUUGCCAGGGCCAUCUACUCGAACAGUGCCGUCGUUCUCCUUGACGACAUCUUCUCUGCUCUUGACACGCUCACGUCGCGCUUCAUCAUUGACAACCUCUUCCGUGGCGACCUCGUCAAGGACCGUACCAUCGCGCUCGUCACUCACCACCUGCAUCUCGCUGCUCCCAUUGCCGCCUUCGUCGUCACCCUCGGCGAGGAUGGCUCCGUCGUGAGCUCGGGUUCGCUCGACUCCGCCGCCAUCUCAACCGUCAACUCGUCCGUCGACAUCCUCAAGGCUGCCGAGAACGGCACCUCGACACCCGCCGAGGCAGAGGACGGCAAGCCCGACGAGAAGGCUGCCACAAAGCUCAUCAAGGACGAGGAGAAGGCCGAGGGCCGCAUCUCGCGCCGCGCUCUGUACUCGUUCUUUGGCACGUUUGGUGGCCCCACCUACUGGUUCAUCUACUUUGCUCUACUCGUCGGUGGACAGGCCCUGGCUGCGUUCCAGACGUUCUGGCUCGGUCUCUGGGCCAAGGCGUACGAAAGGGCUUCGGACCCGGCCGACGUGUCGCCCACCUUCUGGCUCGGCCUGUACGUCGUCUGGGUCACCCUCGGCCUCGCAACCACGGCCAUCUCGGCGAUCAUCUACUACGUCGGUGCCACCAAGGCGUCGCGCGUCAUCCACCGCCAGCUCGUUGACAGGAUCUUUGGCUCGUUUAUGCGCUUCCUCGACUCGACGCCCGUGGGCCGUAUCAUCGGCCGCUUCACAAAGGACAUGAAGGCCAUUGACGGCCAGUUUACCGACACGGCCUGCGUCGUCGCGGACAUGACCGUCGCGCUGGUCGUCCGCUUCCUCUCUGCAGUCGCGUUCAUUCCCCUCUUCUCCAUCCCUGCCAUCGUCAUCGGUGUCAUUGGCGGUAUCCUUGCCGAGCUCUACAUGCACGGCCAGCUCAGUGUCAAGCGCGAGAUGUCCAACGCCAAGUCACCCCUGUUCUCGCACUUUGCGUCGGCUAUCAACGGCAUCGUCUCGAUCCGCGCGUACGGCGCCGAGGAGCAGAUGAGGCUCGAGGCCCGUCGCAAGGCGGACAAGUACACUCGUGCCGCCACAGCCUUUUACAACCUCAACCGCUGGGUCACUAUCCGUAUCGACAUGCUCGGCGGCCUGUUCUCAUGCCUGCUCGCCAUGUUCCUCGUGUACGGCCAGCACCUCGACGCCUCGACCUCUGGUUUCGCUCUCACCCAAGGAAUCGCGUUCUCGGGCGCCAUCCUCUGGUGGGUCCGCAUGGUCAACGAGAUGGAGGUGCAGGGCAACUCGGUCGAGCGUAUCGAGGACUACCUCGUCAUUGACCAGGAGCCCGCAUAUGUCGACUCGAAGAAGCCCGCCGAAUCAUGGCCCGCGUCCGGCUCCAUCGUCCUCGACGCCCUCAGCGCAAAGUACUCGGCCGACGGCCCCACCGUCCUCGACUGCCUCUCGCUCAGCAUCAAGGCGGGCGAGAAGAUUGGUAUCGUCGGCCGUACCGGUAGUGGCAAGUCCACUCUGGCCCUCGCGCUCCUGCGCAUGAUCCCCACUAGUGGCAGCGUGUGGAUUGACGGCGUGCGUACCGACAAGAUCAACCUGCACGACCUCCGCACACACGUCACCAUCAUCCCCCAGGACCCCAUCCUGCUGUCGGGCACCCUCCGCUUCAACCUCGACCCAUUCUCGGAACACGACGACGCGUGGCUCAACGAAAAGCUCCAGGCUUCGGGUCUUGGCCAGGUCCGCCGUUCCGAGACCGGCACCGCCACCCCCAUGCGCAUCACGCUCGACACGCAGAUCACCGCCGGCGGCUCCAACCUGUCCCAGGGCCAGCGCCAGCUGGUCGCUCUGGCGCGCGCGCUCGUGCGCAACAGCAAGGUCCUCAUCCUCGACGAGGCCACCGCCUCGGUCGACUUUGAGACGGACGCACUCAUCCAGCAGUCGAUCAACAGCCUGCCCCCCUCGACCACCGUCCUCACCGUUGCCCACCGUCUCGCCACAGUCAUGAACUACUCCAAGAUCCUGGUCUUGGGCGCAGGCAAGGUGCUCGAGUUUGACACCCCCGACGCGCUCAAGAGCAACCCCGACAGCUACUUCUCGAAGCUCGUCCAAGCCAUGGACGGCUAG